ACACAUUUGUAUUUGCAAAAAUAAAAAACGAUGAUUUGUUUUGUCCCUGGUUGUUACCAUCAUUCUGAGAGUCAUAACAGGGCGCUGUUUCAUGGAGCUAUUAUACACUGCAAGAGUGACGGACCCAUUGUAUUUAGAUAGCGUGACCAGCGGGAAGUUGAUGAGGCCCGGGCGGUGCAGUCACAUUUCCCCCAACGACCGCCACACUGCGAUUCGAAAACAGCCGUUUAAUUAAAUGUAUUCAAACCACCUAUAUGUAGCUGGUACAAAUAAUGUAAAAACGGCCGUUUUCGACUUCCUCUACGGCCGCCGCGAGUGAGCUAAAAUUCAUGCCAUGUUUGUAGUUCCAUCGGCCAUGUUUGUUUGGUGGAUACACCUUUUCACAUAUUGACAAGUGUUAACAAUAAUCUAAACAUAGAGAGAAGGGCUACAACCUUCCAUUUGAAAAGGAGUUGUUGGUGUGUAUAGGAAGAACUCAAUAUUGGAUGAAGUGACAAGUCAUAGGCCCGUUUUGAGGUUUAGGAGAGGACCUUCGACGGUCGUACUCCAAUAUGGCAGAAUCCAAAGCUCCACAGAAAGUCUUUAGUUCUCCAGAAGAAGCGACCAAGGCUAUCAUGGAGGUUAAUCGAUUGGCGACGUUAGAGGAGACUCAGCAGAAGUACAGUGAGCUUGACUUUACUAGUCCCGAAGUCAUGCUCGAUAUAAAGAAAAUAAUACUUGAUUUGAGCAUUACUGUGCUUCAGAACCUUGGCUUAAAUCACUUGAUUCCGAUGUUUGGACUUGAUAAGAUCCCAAAUAUUAUGAUGGCAGCCAUGGCAUAUAAGGAUUCCCCGGAGGUGAUGAAAGCUGUUGCAAAAAUCAGAAUGAAUCCAGCCUUGCGUAUUGCACCACCUCGCCUGAUAGGAGUUGGCGAUGAUGUACCGGACAUGAGGCUUGUAUCUCUAUCAGGUGACGUCACAACUCUUUCUGAUCUUCAAAUCAACAAGGACAGACCAAUGUUGAUCAUGGCUUCAUCAGCUUCCUGACCCCCGCUUAGGGCCUGUGUAGUAGGUGGUACGCUUGCUGAAAUUGUUCGCGACUACCGAGGCCAGGUCGAUUUCCUUGCUGUCUAUCUAGCCGAAGCUCACC
Molecule: messenger RNA, 1128 nt
Organism: Lytechinus pictus (painted urchin)
Lineage: Eukaryota; Metazoa; Echinodermata; Echinoidea; Temnopleuroida; Toxopneustidae
Exons: 5
Coding region: 552-1025 (157 amino acids)
Source: RefSeq, a predicted model, not a curated record